Urocitellus parryii (Arctic ground squirrel) is the source of this 1671-nucleotide messenger RNA. The record is from RefSeq and is a predicted model, not a curated record. NCBI's taxonomy places the organism in Eukaryota, Metazoa, Chordata, Mammalia, Rodentia, Sciuridae.
AUGAGUCGCUGUGGAGGGACCUGGGCCUCCGGCGGCAGCUGCGGCGACUGCGGUCGGAGUCCGGCCGGGCCCCGGGUCCUGCGCGGCGCUUUGCCGGCCGGAGCGGUCUGUGGGCAGCGCGGCCCCCCAGCCCGCGUCUCCCCCUCUGCGGUGGCGGCGGGAGGGUCGCGGGGAGAGUCCCGCCGGGAGCCAGUGACCUUUGAGGAUGUGGCUGUGAACUUCACCCUGGAGGAAUGGGCUCUGCUGGAUCCUUUCCAGAAGAAGCUCUUCAAAGAUGUUAUGCAGGAAACCUUCUGGAACCUGAUCACUAUAGGAAAACAAUGGAAAAAUCAGGCCAUUGAUGAUCACUACAAUUCCAGGGGAAAUCUAAGAAGUCAAGUGUUAGAGAGACUCUGUGAACAGAAAAAAGAUGGUCAAUGUGGAGAAAUCCUCAGCCAUAUAAUAGAUUCUCUUGUUAACAAAAGAAGUUCUGGAGUAAAACCAAGUGAACACCAUAUGUGUAGAGAAGUCACCAUUGCUGAUCCAUCCCUAGCUGUGCCCCUGACAGCUCAUACUGGACACAAAGCACAUGAGUAUCAGGAACAUGGAGAGAAGCCAUAUGAAUAUAAGGAAGAUGGGAAAGCCUUGCAUGAUCCCCAGCGUUUCCAGAAGCAUGAAAGAACUCACACAGCGGAGAAACCCCAUGUGUGUAAGCACUGUGGAAAAGCUUUCAGUUCUUCCAGCUACCUUAAAAUCCAUGAACGAAUUCACAGUGGAGAGAGACCUUAUGUGUGUAAGCAAUGUGGAAAAGGCUUUAGUUCUUCUGGUGACAUGAAAAGGCAUGAACAAAUUCACACUGGAAAGAAACCCCAUGUGUGUAAGCACUGUGGAAAAGCCUUUAGUUCUUCCAGCUACAUUAAAAUCCAUGAGCAAAUUCACAGUGCAGAGAAACCCUAUGUGUGUAAGAAAUGUGGAAAAAGCUUUAGUUCUUCUAGCCAAAUGGAAACACAUGAACAAAUUCACAGUGAAGAGAAACACUAUGUGUGUAAGCAAUGUGGAAAAGGCUUUAGUACUUACAGGUAUAUGAAAAGACAUGAACAAAUUCACAAUGGAGUGAAACCCUACACAUGUAAACAAUGUGGGAAAGGCUUUAGUACUUCUAGAUACAUGAAAAGACAUGUACUAAUUCACAGUGGAGAGAAAUCUCAUGUAUGCAAGAAAUGUGGAAAAGGCUUUAGUACUUCUAAGUACUUGAAGAUCCAUGAACGAAAUCACAGUGAAGAGAAACCCUAUACAUGUAAACAAUGUGGGAAAGCUUUCAGGCAUUCCAAAGCAAUCAGAAGACAUGAAAAAACUCACACUGGAGAAAAACCCUAUGUAUGUAAGCAGUGUGGAAGAGGCUUUAGUUCUUCUACCAAUUUUAAAACACAUGAACGAAUUCAUAGUGGAGAGAAACCCUAUGUAUGCAAGAAAUGUGGAAAAGGCUUUAGUUCUUGCAACUCAAUUAGAAUACAUGAACGAAUUCACAGUGGAGAGAAACCCUAUGCAUGUAAACAAUGUGGGAAAGCUUUCAGUUAUUACGGUUCAAUCAGAAAACAUGAAAAGUCUCAAAACACUGGAGAAAAACCCUAUGUAUGUAAGCAAUGUGGAAAAGCCUUUACUUCUUAUAGCCAUACCAAAACUCAUGAAUGA